CUGAGCGCAAAGCCGAAAGUACAAGCAGGACGGAAAGUGAAACCGGCGCAGCCCCCAGUAUAAGACCCCUGCCCGGGAGAUGGCUGGCCACACAGGCUGGGCCCCGCCAUGGGCCAGAUGGCAGGCGACCUUGGCUGGCGGCUCAGCCUCUUGUUGCUCUCCUUGCUCCUGGCUCGUGCUGGUGUUUGGGGAUUCCCGAGGCCGCCAGGGAGGCCCCCCCUGAGCCUGCAGGAGCUGCGGAGGGAGUUCAAGGUCAGCCUGCACCUCGCCAGGAAGCUGUUCUCCGAGGUUCGGACCCAGGCCCACCGCUUUGCUGAAUCUCACCUGCCAGGAGUGAGCCUGGACCUCCUGCCCCUGGGAGAUCAGCUCCCCAAUGUCUCCCUGACCUUCCAGGCCUGGCACAGCCUCUCUGACCCAGAACGACUCUGCUUCCUCUUCAUGACACUUCGCCCCUUCCAUGCCCUGUUGGGAAGCCUGGGAAGCCAGGGGGGCUGGACGAGCUCAGAGAAGAUAGAGCUAUGGACCAUGAGGUUGGACCUCCGGGAUUUGCAGCGGCAUCUCCACUUCCAGGUGCUGGCUGCGGGACUCAACCUCCCCGAGGAGGAUGACGAGGAGAGGAAGGAGCUGCUCCCAGGGGCUCCGAGUGGCCUCUCACGGGUGUCAGGGCAGCCGUCCUGGCCCCAGCUCCUCUAUACCUACCAGCUGCUGCACUCCUUGGAGCUCGUCUUAGCUCGGGCCGUAAGGGACUUGCUCUUACUCUCCCAAGCCGGAAACCCAGCCCCGGCCUCGGGGUCCUCAUUCGGCUCCCGGCCCUGAUGGGGUGACCGCUCAGCCCCUUCCCUUCGCCCUUCAUUCAGUUCGGGCCAACGGGACAGCCUCCAGCUCGUCUGCCUUAAACAGGGCAGGACUCCACCGGCCUCCCGCCCCAGCCCCCACCCAAUAACUUAAGCCCCCUCCAGGCCCUGCCGGAUAUUUAUUUCUUGGAUAUUUAUUUAUUGUUUAGGAAAAUGAUGGUUUAUUUAUUGUUUCAGAGCCGGCUAGUUGUCCCCGGGCUAGGCCACCGUGCGGGGUGCCGAAUAAAGCACUGUCAUCCUC
Herpailurus yagouaroundi (jaguarundi) is the source of this 1095-nucleotide messenger RNA. RefSeq names its product interleukin 27 (gene IL27). The transcript is spliced from 5 exons. NCBI's taxonomy places the organism in Eukaryota, Metazoa, Chordata, Mammalia, Carnivora, Felidae. Gene Ontology annotation, molecular function: interleukin-27 receptor binding. Bases 109 to 816 code for a protein of 235 amino acids. Gene Ontology annotation, biological process: regulation of T cell proliferation; regulation of T-helper 1 cell differentiation. The record is from RefSeq and is a predicted model, not a curated record.